GGACAAGUCCGGAUAUGAAAUGGCUUCUUUGAAAUCGACAAACAAAGAGGAGGACAAACUCGGAGAUAAAAAGGCUUCUUUGAUAUCGACAAACAAAGCCGCGGAUAGACGUGAAGAGGGCAAUUCUUCAGUAAUUACACAAAACGAAGGCGGGGACAACAGAGAAGUGGGGAUACCUACAGAAAUAAAACCAAACAUGGGUGAUGCUACGCCAGAAGAUUCAUCGAUUCAUUUAAUAGCCGCAGAUGAUAACCAGGAUACAAGUGGAAAGGUGAGGUCUACAGAAAUACCACCAACUCAAUGUGGUCGCAAGCCAGAAGAUCAAUCAUCUCCAAAGAUAGCAGCAAAGGAAACAGAUGACACAGGUGAAGAGGGGAGGCCUACAGAAAUACCACUAAAACAAGGCGCGGAUACAAGUGAAGCUGGAAAACCUACAGAAACAACACCGAACGAAAGUGAUGGUAAGACAAAAGGAAAAUUGAGAGCAGAAAAGAAAUUGGAGGCCAAGCCCGAAGAUAAAAUCGAUUCUGUGUCAGCGGCAAAGGAAGACGCGGAUACAAGUGAAGUUGCGGAUACAAGUGAAGUUGCGGAUACAAAUGAAGCUGGAAAACCUACAGAAACAACACCGAACAAAAGUGAUGGUAAGCCAAAAGGAAAAAUGAGAGCAGGAAACGAAUUCCAGGAUACAAGUGGAAAGGUGAGGUCUACAGAAAUACCACCAACCCAAUGUGGUCGCAAGCCAGAAGAUCAAUCAUCUCCAAAGAUAGCAGCAAAGGAAACAGAUGACACAGGUGAAGAGGGGAGGCCUACAGAAAUACCACUAAAACAAGGCGCGGAUACAGGUGAAGCUGGAAAACCUACAGAGACAACACCGAACGAAUGUGAUGAUAAUACAAACGGAAAAUUGAUAGCAGAAAAGGAAUUUGAUGAUUCGUUCGAUGAGAUAAUGCAUCCUGGUAAUGGAAAAAACAAAGGGCAAACGGAUUUAAAGAUUCUAAUGAAAGAUUGCGAGAAAUGUCAAACAAUUUCUAAAGAAAACGAAGAUCUGCGAGUCAAAGUAUUAGAAAUUGAAGCAGAACGAAAUAGUCUACAUGAAUUUAGUGAAAGGUUGACAAAAGAAAAUGAAUUGAAUCAAAUUAAUCUUGCAACAGUGAAAAGGGAACAUUCAGUGUUAGACAAAGUAAUGGCUAACAAAGACAUAGAAAACCAAAAACAAAUAUCAUUCCUGAAGAAUAACUUAUCUAAACAAACUGAAAGAUACGAAGAUUUAAAAAGGAAACAUGAACAUGGAGAGAGAGAGUUACAGAGUAAAAAGCGGCAGAUAGAAAGCCUUCAAAACGAAUUAUCUGAAAAAAUAAAAAGAAAUAAAGAAGAGUUGAAACGAAGAGACGAAGCAACUAAAAAGAAAGUCGAAAUAGCCAAUAAUUCUAUAAAAUGGCUACAGAAUGAAAACGACGCUUUAAAAACUGAAUAUGAAAAACAGAUCGGGAAACUUCAGAAGAUGAUCAAGGAACUAAACGACACAAUAAAGAGUAGUAAAAAUAAAAUGCACGAAGACAGUUUGAAAUUUAAAAGAUUAUCCUACGAGCACGAUGCAAUAUUGAAUCAAAUGCAAAAACUUCAAGAAGAUUACAAGGUUUUAAAUGGUGAAAAGCAAGAUCUAUUAUUAAGAUUGAGCAAAGUUGCAGGUGCCAACCUGACAUACAAUAACCCGAAUAUUGCGGAUUUAAGUGACGAAAAAAGACCAACAAAAUUAGCAGAGGAAUUCUCGGAACUAUAUGAUAAUGAGUGGACAGACGCUUUUGAAGUCUUACCAUUCGAGGAAGACGAACAAAAAACAAAAUAUAUGAUAAAUAUUUUAGAGGAAGCAAGCCGCCUGUGCAGCGAUCUAUCAAAGGGUCAUGAUAAGAGGAUAAAAGAUAGUUUACGUAUACUCACUGCUAAGGUUUACAUAAAUCGACGGAAAUUAUCCCAUGAAGAAAAAGACGAGAAUUUAACACAGUCAGACGUGGAAGCCGUAACCCCCAUUGAGCCGCCAGAAGUAGAAGACGGAGAAAACAACAACAAGGAUAAGGAGGAGAAUACAGAUGUUAUCAAUAAGGACAAUGAUAAGCAGCGUGAUUUCAAAGCAGGGAAAAGCUCAAUUGACAAAGAAGGAAAUGCAGUAAAGGAGCCUGAAGAUGAACAAAGUGACAAAGACACUGAAUCAGCCAAGAAUCAGAAAGACAAUUCAGUGAACGACAAUGAUGAAAAAAAUGAUUUCAAAGAAGGAACUAGCUCAAUUGAAAAUGAAGGACAUGUAGCAAAGGAGCCUGGAGUUGAACACAGUGACAUCGACAUUGAAUCAGACAAGAACCAGAAAGACAAUUCAGUGGAAUCAAAAAACGACAAUGAUGAGAAAGGUGGUUUCGAAGAAGGAACUAGCUCAAUUGAAAAUGGAGGAACUGUAGCAAAGCCGCCAGAAGUAGAAGACGGAGAAACUAACAAGAAUAAGGGAGAGAAUGCAGAUGUUAUCAAUAACGACAAUGAGGAGAAAGGUGAUUGUGAAGAAGGAACUAGCUCAAUUGAAAAUGGAGGAACUGUAGCAAAGCCUGAAGCUGAACACAGUGACAACGACACUGAAUCAGACAACAAUCAGAAGGACAAUUCAGUGGCAUCAAAAGACAAUGACGAGAAAGGCGAUUUCGGAGAAGGAACUAGCUCAAAUGAAAAUGGAAGAAAUGAAGCAAAGGAGCCUAAAGUUGAACACAGUGACAAAGACACUGAAGCAGACAGGAUUAAGAAAGUCAAUUCAGUGGUAUCAAAAGACAAUGAUAAGCAAGGUGAUUUCGAAGCAGGAACUAGCUCAAAUGAAAACAAAGGAAAUUUAGCAAAGAACAACAAUGAUGAGAAAGGUGAUUUCGAAGAAGGAACUAGCUCAAUUGAAAAUAGAGGAACUGAAGCAAAGAAAGACAAUGAUGUGCAGAGCCAUUUCGAAGCAGAAACUAGCUUUAAUGAGCAUGUAGAAAAUGCUAUAAAUAGUCAGCCCAAGUCAUCAAACGAAAUGAAAAUACAUACGGAGGACCAAGAAACUAUUAAAGCAGAGACUGAAGUUGUACACGGUGACAGAGAUACUCAAUCAGACAAGAAUAAGGACGAAAUUUCAGAUGAAUCAAAAGUAUUAUUCUAAUUUAAUUUACAUAUAACUUU
Messenger RNA from Ruditapes philippinarum (Manila clam), 3189 nucleotides. RefSeq names its product MATH and LRR domain-containing protein PFE0570w-like. The record is from RefSeq and is a predicted model, not a curated record. Bases 20 to 3169 code for a protein of 1049 amino acids. The transcript is spliced from 43 exons. Lineage: Eukaryota; Metazoa; Mollusca; Bivalvia; Venerida; Veneridae.